Messenger RNA from Syngnathoides biaculeatus (alligator pipefish), 5835 nucleotides. It is a transcript of the gene prom1a, whose product is annotated as prominin 1a. The transcript has 27 exons. The coding region runs from base 164 to 2836 and encodes 890 amino acids. The record is from RefSeq and is a predicted model, not a curated record. Gene Ontology annotation, cellular component: cell surface; cilium; prominosome. NCBI's taxonomy places the organism in Eukaryota, Metazoa, Chordata, Actinopteri, Syngnathiformes, Syngnathidae. Gene Ontology annotation, molecular function: cholesterol binding.
GUGCGUGCGUGAGGGCUGGUCCAGGAGCGGAGACGGCGGAGGAAGGAUCUCCCGGCGUGGAGGCGGCACAACGCAGCGGGGGAAGGAGGGAACGGCGAUGCCCAGUCGCCGGUAGGCCGGUGCUCCAUCCGCGGACCCGUUUCGCAUCGUAACCCGAUCCAAGAUGCCUUCGAGCGGACUCACGGUGGGCAAGAGCGGGACCCUCGUUCUGCUCUGCAUGCUGCUGGGCUGCGGGGAACUCCAGGAGCCGGAGCCGCGGAGGCUGCCACCCCCGCCGGCCAAGUUGGACUUCGGCUACGUGCCCGCCGGAGUCUACGAGACCGUGGCCCACUACGAACCGGGACCCAUCGGCAUUCUGUUCCACAUGGUGCACACUUUCCUGAGCCUGGUGCAGCCCAACGACUUCCCACAAGAUCUUCUCAUCAGGCUGGCCAAGGACAAGUUUGGAGCCCUUCAGACUGAAUAUCAGAAGCCGGAGAACGUAGUGCUGAGCCUGCAGGCGAUCUACUACGAGGUGGGCUUCCUGGUGUGCGCGGCGCUGGGCGUCCUGUUCGCCGUCCUGGUGCCCGUGGUGGGCCUCUUCUUCUGCCUGUGCCGCUGCUGCGACAACUGCGGCGGCGAGAUGCACCAGCGCCAGAGGAAGAACGCCGACUGCAGACGAGGCCUGCUGGGAACGCUGCUCUUCUCCGCCUCGCUGGUCGUCACGAUCGGCGUGUUGUGCGCGUACGCCGCCAAUCAGAACCUGAGCGCCCAGGUGAAGAAUAUCCGACGCCUGGUCAACAGCAACAUGCGGGACCUGCACGCCUUUGCCAACGACACGCCCAUGCAAAUCGAUUACCUCACGUCCCAGUACGCCACCGCCAAGAACCAAGUCCUCUACGACCUGGAAAACAUCGGGCCGCUCUUGGGCGGAAGGAUACGCGACGUGUUGGAUAAGGAGGUGCACCCGGCCUUGGAUGGCGUGCUGACAACAACACGAGCCAUGCGGGAAACCAAAGAGGCCCUGGAGAACGUGAGCGUGUCUCUGCAAGUGCUGCAGGACGCCACGGGCAAGCUGGACCUGAACCUGAGCCUGGUCAGGGCCAGCAUCCGGCGCUCCCUCGACGACCCGGGCUGCCACGACGAGGAGUCGGACGCCACCUCGGCCCAACUGUGCCGGGGAAUCCGCCGGUCACUGCAGCAGCUGCACGUCAGCGCCAACUUCACGCGGCUUCCCAACGUGAACGCUCAGCUGGAGAAGAUGGACGACGUGAUGAAAACGGACCUCAGCGCCGUCGUCAACAAGGGUUACGCCUCCUUGAACGACACUCCUUAUUUGGUCAUGGUUCAGACCCGGGGGGUUGUUGACAGGGUGCAGAAUUUGGUGGGCGACAUCGGCGAGAACGUGGCCAACCUGUCCAAAGCGUUCCCCCUGCACACGUCCCUGUCCAACUUCACCAUCUUCAUCAGCCACGUUCACGCCAAGAUCGAGGACCAGUACCCCGAAAUUGACAAGGUGGACUUCUACAGGUGGACGGGCUGCGUGGCUUUGUGCUGCAUGCUGGUUCUGGUGCUGGCCUUCAACUACCUGGGCCUGCUGUGCGGCACGCUGGGCUACGACAAGCACGCCUCGCCAACCACGCGGGGGUGCAUCUCCAACACGGGGGGCACCAUGCUCAUGGCCGGCGUGGGCUUCAGCUUCCUCUUCUCCUGGGUUCUCAUGGGCCUGCUGACCGCCAUCUUCCUGGCGGGGGGCAACGCGGAGAAGCUGCUCUGCGAGCCCUUCCACACCAAAGAACUCUUCAAGGUGGUGGACGCGCCGUACCUGGUGAACUCCGAGUGGAGGAACUUCAUCCCCGGGUACUUGUACAACGACUCGGAGCUGGAGCUCACGGCGGAGAGCUUCUAUAGCACUUGCAAACAAAACAAAGGCAUCUACUCGGCCCUUCGCCUGGAUAAAGUCUUCAACGUCUCGUCUUUCCUCAAUGCCACAAUGUUCACCAAGGACUUGGUUGCCCUGCUGAGCAGCGUGAAAAUCGACCUGAGAGGGGUCAUCUUGCUGGAAGCGGACGGCAAGCAGAACCUACUGGAUUUCGCCGAGGCGGGACUGUCGGAAACGAACUACGCGGACUACCUGGAAGAGGUCAACAAAGGCGUCACCGUGGUGGACUUGCUUUCCUUCGCCAACGAGCUGGAAGCCCAGACGGACCUGAUGCCUCGCGGCCCUUUGCAAGCAUCUCUGAAAGGACACGUGGGCACCGUGCGACAGAUCCACAGCCAGCAGGUGGUCCCCAUGCAGCAGGCCACGAGCGCCCUGAACCAGAGUAUGAGAUUCCUGGAAAGAACUGCUUCAGACCUCCCAAACAAAGUCUUAGCCGUGCUGGACGCAAUCAAGGCAGCCCAGUACCUCAUUUCCCAUAAUGCAACGCAACUUAUCAACCGGGAAAGUGCAAAAUACACAUCAAAUAUUGUGAGCUACUUCCUUCAAUACAUAGAGUGGGUCAAGGCAUCCCUGGCCUUGGAGGUGGCGCCGUGCAAACCUUUCAGUAAUGUGCUGGACACUGUGGAAAUCAUCACCUGCAGUUUCCUGGUGGACUCCAUGAACGUGUUCUGGAUGGGCCUGGGCUGCAGCACGCUCUUCCUCAUCGCGAGCAUCGUGCUCGCCGUCCGGCUGGCCAAGUUCUACCGCAGGAUGGACACGGAGGACGUUUACGACGAUAUGGAAAGUGGUAAUAAUGGUUAUCAUAGCGAGCACCCGCAAGGCAUCCUAAACCCUCCCGUGACCAGCAUCCCGACAUACGAUACCGUGAACCGAUUCCCGCGGGCCUCUGCUCCUCCGAGGCACAUCGACUGGUGACUCUUGUGGCUCGCGCAGCGACAGCUGCCACGACCUCCACUGGAACUAAAAAAAAGAAAAAAGUGUACGGAGACUGAAGUCAAAAACUGGAUUUUUCCGCGACGACAAAGAACUUUUGGAGUCCUUUCAAUGGGUUUUCAUCAUCGUUCCUGCAGGACAUCGACGGGCCGCCGUCCAGCUGUUUACAUUUCUUUGGACGCAAAAAAAGGGGAAAAAAACCUGGACUGCAAGAACUUCCUUAGGACAAGAAAAGUGGCAACGUAGUCACAGGACCCGCUGACGAGGUAGCUUCGUCAUUCUCCGGGACGGCGGAAAAUCGGACUUUUUGUUACGUUUGCAGCAUGUUGCCAUCAACAAGGUUACAAAAAAAAAAAAAAAAAGAAAAGAACUGGAGCUAGCAUGACUUUUACAUGUUUACAGUGGUACACAACAUGGCGUCAUCCUUGCAGAUGUUUUGGGGCUCGGUCGCGUUUCAGGUUAGCAUUUGCGGCUUUUCAAAGGGAUUCUUCGCCCUGACGUUUGCUUUCGCUGUUUUUAAAGUUUAUCAAGUCCGCGCGGCCUUUUGGUUUACCGUAAUUUCCGGCCUACUUUGCGCACCUGGUACCAAGCCUCUACGAGUACAUUUGUAAAGGAAAUAUAUACAUAAGCCGCAAGUACCCACAUUGAAACACGAGAUAGUUACAAAGAAAGACGGUACACAGAGAGUUUAACUCUAGGGCUACCGCGCUAGCACUAGCGCCACCACGCUAACACUAUAAUGCCGCGCUAAAGCUAGCGCUAACGCAAGUGCCACGCUAACAGGUCCGGUUAAAAAAAUAAUAAUAAAAAAAUACCCGUAAAAAUCACUGAGACAAGGCAGUAACACGCUAGCGUAGCACUAACAGGGCCAGACCGGUAAAAGCCACUUCCUCGGAACAUAUACAGUAUUCCACUGGUCUCACUCUUACCUUUUCCGCUCGAGUGCCCCCUUGCGGCAGCUAGAAAAAAAAUACACAAAUUAGCCGCAUUAGCGUGUGAAAAGAGUCACGGCUUAUAGGCCGGAAAUUACGGUAGUUUUCCUCGCAUCGGCCGUACGCUCGACUUUUGCCUGCUUUCGCAACUUCGACCAUACUCCGUGCGACGUCGUCGACAAAUUUGUGCUCCGACGCGGGUCGCUAUUUUAUCUUGAGCCCAUUUUUUGCGCGUCUGUAACGACACUUCAGAUCACCAUGUGGACCAAAAGUGAUAUAUUUUUUCAUUUUUGAUGAUGACAUUUUCCAACGUGGAUUUUAAUCUUUGAACAAUUAGUCGACGGUUUCCAGUUUAAAAGUAUUUUCCAGGCUCUUUUCCUUCUACGGAUGUGUUAAAAAAAAAAAAAAUUGCAGUUGAACCAAAGAGUGACUUUCUGUUAGUUAACUGAAACAUUCGACAUGACAAAUUAGAUGUCGAUAUUGAAAAAUAUGUAGAUAUUUUAAAACGAAGUACAUACUUGAGUUUCCUCCAUAGGUUACUAACCCCUCCCCCCAAAAAAUGGCACCACCUCUUUUUUUUAAUGACUCAAAUGGGAGAACAAUCACAAAUCAAACAAUCGGUACGGCCAAACCUCAAAAUCAAAAGCCGCGACGUAUCCUCCAUAGCUGUUUUGAUCAAAGUACUUUUCCUUUAUAAUUUCUGUUUUUCAUUUAUAUCUUUGGUGAAUUAACAUUUAAGGAUAAAGUGGAGGGAACUAUUGUUCUCACGCCAAAUUAGAUUUUUUUUUUUUUUUAACCAUAGGUCUCAGGUUAUUCCCCGCUAAUUUCCACUAAUUGUCCUUAUUUUAUUUUCAUCUAAACUACAUGAAUACAUUUAUCGAAUAUCGAGCUAGAGCAAGCGAAUGUAUUCCACUUCCUUUUUUUGUCAUUUUUGUACAUUGUACUUUAAUGCUAACUUGUCCUGCUAAGAGAUCGCCUCUGUGUUUACAGGCUAGUUGUUGCUAAUUGCUGUUUAUGUUUAAAUUUAAAAAUAAAAAAAAUAAAAAAACAAGCAAGACAUUCUGCUCGUGAUCAAAUCAGAGAUUUUUGUGUGAAAAAAAUAAAAAUAAAACGACAACAUCUGAAACUGCCCAGAAAAACAAGAUGGCCGACUGUAAGAUUAAGAUUUAUUUGAAAAAAAAAAAAAAUUAUCAAAAUGUGACUUAGCCGAUGCUUAAGGUUUUAAGAACUUUCCGAGUGCCGCAAUUCACGAAUUUUCAAGUUAUGAGCUGUCACCAUUUUUUUUUGGGGGGGGGGCUUUGUUUUGCAAUCCAAAAGUUCAGACACGCCAUCCUAUGAGUAAUGUUAUGAAAAUGAAUGUAUUUUCAGCCGCUUAUUGCCCAUGGCAUUCUUACACGAGUACUUGCAAAGAGCUGCUGUAGGCCACAGCUCACACCCGGGCGCUCACAAGUAGACUACCCGACUCAAGCUCCUGGUGUCACUCUCUAAGCCAUGCCUCUCAAAGGCACAAACCCAACCCAAGAAUACGGCAGUGCUUACAGUAACUACGCUAUAUAAAGCCACUUUAUUUCCUUACAUUCUCCUUUCUUCAUUUUUUUGUACAUAAAAAAAAGAGUGCUAUUUAAAACGCGUAACAAAAAAUGUUGGAGUUUAAUUUAAAAGGGGAAUAUUGAUUUGUGAAAUGAAUGCAUCGUUACAAACUUGAUCACCCGAUGAAUUAAAACUUGGAAGUCAAGGUAACAAAGUUUUUGUUCAAAGUAACGUUGAAAUGUCUUUUCAAAAAUUGCAUUUUGUUGGACCGAAAGUACUCGAUUUGGCCACUGAUGCUAAUCUGAGUUAGCUGCUAACGGGGAAGCUAGCCGUAAAUACAGUUGAAUGGAAGGAAACUCAUUUCCACACAAAAAUUGUCUGCAUAGCAACAGAGUGAACAGUUCUGAGCCCCCCGCCCCCCAAAAAAAAAAAAAAUUCUCACCUGUCUUGCUAGCGAAAAAAGAAAAACUGGGAUGUGAAACAUUCUUAGAGGGGGCAACGCUUGAUUUUUCUCAAGUG